Messenger RNA from Moneuplotes crassus, 867 nucleotides. The record is from the annotation of a GenBank genome assembly. Lineage: Eukaryota; Ciliophora; Spirotrichea; Euplotida; Euplotidae.
AUGCCUGUUAGAAUGUUCUCGUUUAACCAUCUGACCCAGAACUACUUAUCUAGAAGAGCAAUGAAUAAUCUUAUCAUUGAGAUAAAUAAGAAAGAGGCUUAUGCUAAGUUACCGAUCUACACAAAGUUUAUUCAAGCUUUUACGAAGAAAAAGAGGAGGUUUGGGUACCUCAUAAUUCUUUGGCUUCUCUGGUUCUAUGAUGUCCCAAAGAGAUCAAGGAACUGGGCUAUCACCAAACGUUAUAAAGUCAAGAAGAAGUAUUACAACAGAUGGAUGCAUAAGUUCAACCCUGAGAGAGUAGUCCAGAUGACUGCUCUUGAGACUUUGCACAAACCGAAGAAGAUAUCUACUGAGAACUUCGAAAAACUCGGUAAAGUCUUUAUCGAAGUUGAAAAUCAGCUUUUAUAUGGAGUCUCAAGGCAACUAAUCAUUAAUACCUUGGUUAAGUUAGAUAAGAUGGAUACUAAAUUGGCCACUAAGUUUUUAAGGGAUUCUGGCUACAAGAGAGCUAGAGCCAGGACUCUUCAUUCAUGCACCUUGAUUGAGCUCUGAGAACUUUUUGAAGCUAUCCUUGAUAAAGCAGAAAACGAAGAAGUUCAAGGCGCCAAGACCGAGGAAGGAAAGACUGAGGAGGGUAAAAUUCCAAAUGAUGCUUCUGAAGAUAGUAAAACUGAGUAUGUUAUGGUUGAGAACACAAAAAUUGAGGAUACCAGAACUCCUCAAGAGAAACAAGAUGAUCUAGUAGAAAGUUUCUGCAAGCAGCUACCACAAGAAAUUGAAGUAUUCGAAGACAACAUUGAAAGUGUUAUUGCAGAGAUGGAGAGAACAGGACAAGAAGAUAAAUCUACAGGAGGAAUCUUAUUCUAA